This is a messenger RNA of Hevea brasiliensis (rubber tree), 1366 nucleotides long. RefSeq lists its product as uncharacterized. Gene Ontology annotation, biological process: DNA-templated transcription. Gene Ontology annotation, molecular function: sequence-specific DNA binding. The transcript is spliced from 4 exons. Lineage: Eukaryota; Viridiplantae; Streptophyta; Magnoliopsida; Malpighiales; Euphorbiaceae. The record is from RefSeq and is a predicted model, not a curated record. The coding region runs from base 251 to 1126 and encodes 291 amino acids.
UGAGAAGGCAAAAAAAAACCGUAGAAGAUGUGUUGAAAUUAAAUUUGCAUAUCCCAGAUGGUCGAAAAGAUGCCAGUUUCUUUUCCCCCUUUUGUUUCCUCUAUCCUGUUGAUGGUACUAAUGUGAAGUGCCUUUAUGUUUGGUUGACGAGAAAAUAAGGGAAAAGAAAGAAGAUGUUAGUUCUUUCUGGAAACAGCACAAACAGCACAAAAGUUCCCUUGUAAUAAAUGUGCAGGCAGUGAAUUUCUCUAUGUUCAAUUUCCGUGAAAGGAAAGGAAAUUAUGGGAUUUUAGAACAAAAGACUAUGUGUGAAGAGAAUGAAUAUGAACAACAGAACGAAGAAAAAGAAGGUGAAGGUGAUGAGAUGGAUGGUAUAGCCGAGAAAGUACAGUGCGUAAGCCUCCUGAGGCCAAAAACAAGUAAAAAAGGUGAAAAACUCUCCUUGGCAAAGUAUGGUUUGUGGAGACGAGAACAAAAGACUCAUGCAGCAAGACUGCAGAAACAACUUAAGGCACAGUGGGAAUUUGAGCAGCUAAUCGAGGAACAAUUGAAUAGGUUCCGUGCUAAUUACAACUGUGACAUGGUCCCAACCAGGCUCAAGGAUGUUGCCCAAUCCCUCAUGCCUAAAUGGGCCCUACCCCAUGAACUUGCUGCCCUUGCCUGGCUUGGGGAUUGGCGGCCCUCUGCCAUUCUGGACCUCCUUCGUGGCCUGGUGCACUCCCCGUCAACCUUAAAGGGUUCAAAUGACAUGGAAAGGCUCCUUUCUCAGGUUAUGAAUGAAAUACGAAUUGAGGAGGCAGUAAUCGAUGAGGAAAUGGCUGAGAUUCAAGCCACAUGUAUCUUUCACCUUUCUUUUGCUCCUCUCAACAAACAUCUAUCACGUAGCGCUGCAAUGACUUGUGUUCAAGCUGAGUUCAAGAAGAUUGAGAGAGUCAUCACUAAGGCCCAACAACUCAGGCUUAAGGCAUUGGAGUUGCUGGUAAAGAAGGUGUUAAGCCAAACUGAUGCAGCAGAGUUCUUAGUGGCAUUUGUAGGAAUUCAAGAUUUAAUCCAUCAGUUUGCAACAAGACAGAAGUUACCGAAGUGUCCAGGCACUGCACCUGGUACGAUCUUUUUGCAUAGUUAAGAGCAUAGGAGACAUGGGAAAUGUGCUUUAAAGCCAAGAAUCAGUAUGCAAGAGAAUCUAUAUCAAGCAGUGUCGUGUAGAUUAGUGGAAAUUACACACAUCAUCACGACAAUAUUUCACUUUCUUGUUAGCAGUUGUAAUAUGUAGUUUUAGCACCCGAAACUGCAAGAUAAAAACCUGUAGAUACCAUUUUGUCGUUCAUGCUUAAUGCAAAAGGAAUCAACAACAGAAUUACAUUUU